UCAGCGAAAAUGGAAAACACUCCCGACGAAAUAUCUGUACCAGUUACUGUCAGUGGCGUUAAAGCAGAAGUUGACGGCAGCGUAAAAUCUUCAGAUGAUGACCAGAAAUUUUCGAUCAAGGAGAUGUUGCGCUUGUUUCUACACACACACUGGCGUGGGAUAUUGUGCUUUGUUGUACCAUUAAUAUUAAUACCAAUACAGCUUUCCUUUCCACCACAGAAAUAUCAAUGGUGUGCAUAUACUCUGGCACUGAUGGCUGUAUUUUGGGUAGGAGAGUGCAUACCAUUAGCUGUCACGUCCUUUUUACCGAUUGUUGUAUUUCCAUUGACUGGUAUUAUGAGUACCACUGAAACAUGCGCUUGUUAUAUGAAUGAUACAAUCAUGAUGUUUUUGGGAAGCAUGUGGCUAGCUUAUGCUGUUGAGCAGUCAGGCCUACAUAUGAGGCUUGCACUUUGUGCAAUUCGUUCUGUUGGUUACUCGCACUACAAAUUAUUGUUUGCGAUGUCGUUUGUUACGAUGUUUAUUUCGAUGUGGAUUACAAACACGGCAGCAACAACUAUGAUGGUUCCCAUUAACUUUGCUUUAUUAAAAGUAUUUGAAGAUCAAAAUUUGAUAAAGAUCUACGAUACUGGAAUGCAAGGUGAAAAUGUCGCAUCUGAUAUAACAACAUGCUACUUUUGUGCAGCUUCAUUUUCUGCAACUAUUGGUGGUAUUGGCACUCUGGUUGGUACAGCUACGAAUUUUGUAUUUAAAGGAUUAUUCUCGAAGAUAUAUCCAGAUGCUCCGGAAUAUUUAUCAUUUCCGAAAUUUUCCGCUUUCGCAAUACCAUACAUGUUGAUAAUGGAAAUUUGUGUCUAUUUAUAUCUCAUUGUCGUAUACUUUGGAUUUUUAAGACCUAAUAGUAUAGCUGCUAGGAAUGCUAAAAUGCCUAGUGAAGGUAUUGAAGCUGCAAAAAAGGCUGUGGAAGAAAAAUUAAAAGCAUUAGGCCGUAUUACUUUUUGGGAAAUACUUGUUAUUCUUUUGUUUAGCUUCGCUAUAUUGCUAUUUUUUAGCCGGUCACCACAAAUAUUUACUGGUUGGGGCGAUAUUAUUCCAGAAUAUUAUAAUAUUAAAGACAAGAAAUUCGUAAAAGAUUCUGCGGCAGCCACUAUGGCUGUAUUUUUGAUGCUGUUGUUGCCAUUUUCAUUGACGUUUUUCGAUAAUUGCAGAGCAAAAAUUCUUCCAGAUUAUGGCAAACUUCCCGAAAAAAACAUACAAUCAGUUCUCAAUUGGAAAAAAAUGAACGAUGACAUGCCUUACAGUUUUAUGUUUCUUUUAGGCGGUGGCUUUGCUCUUUCGGAAGCAGCAAAAAAAGAAUAUACGGAUUUGAAUGGCAAAAUUGGAACAAUACUGAAACAUUUUAAAAAUCUGCCAAAUAAAUUUAUAAUUCUCUUCGUGGUCGUUUUUACCAUCUUCACAACGAACUUUGCAUCUAACGUGGCUGUUUGUAAUGUUAUCGCCCCUAUUGUGAUGCAACUGGCAAAGGAAAUAAAUAAAAAUCCUCUAUGGUACAACAUAGCGGCGGGAUUUUCUUCCUCAUACGCAUUUUGCUUGCCAGUUGGUACACCUGGAAACCUAGUAGUUCAAAGUGCUGCAAAUAUACCAACAUCGAAAAUGAUUAAAGCCGGCAUUGGGCCUACGGUGAACACAAUAAUUAUAACUUGGUUUUGUAUUUGUUUUUGGGCUCCUGUAAUUUGGCCAGAUUUAAAAUCGUUACCGAACUGGAUAGAAUAAACAAAAGUUAAAAACAAUAGUUAUAUAUUUUAUAUUUCGCUCCAAAAUAAUACUAUGACGGUCUCAAAUGAUUUGUAUUUUCUUUAUUGCACGCCUCAUAAGAGAAUCCUUGAGGUGGGUAUUUCUGUCAGUUUACGCACACCGAGUGAUUCUCCA
Messenger RNA from Pararge aegeria (speckled wood butterfly), 1929 nucleotides. RefSeq names its product protein I'm not dead yet-like. Gene Ontology annotation, molecular function: citrate transmembrane transporter activity; succinate transmembrane transporter activity. Gene Ontology annotation, cellular component: membrane. The record is from RefSeq and is a predicted model, not a curated record. The transcript is spliced from 15 exons. Lineage: Eukaryota; Metazoa; Arthropoda; Insecta; Lepidoptera; Nymphalidae. The coding region runs from base 10 to 1773 and encodes 587 amino acids. Gene Ontology annotation, biological process: monoatomic anion transmembrane transport; citrate transport.